AAUGCCGCGGCAGGAAGUAAAGAGAUGGAGAGCGCGGCGCCGUCGACGCUGCACCAGCAGCCCAAGCUCACGCAGACGGUUGGCGGCAGUAACGCCGGAGCAGGCACAGAGCUUGUCGACGAGCUUCCCCAUCGGCGGAGGAAGCGGCUGCGUGAGGAGGCCAAGGAUGCGACAUCCGACACGGCAUUGCGACCAGAUGCCUCUGCCAGGCUAUCGAACAGCGCGCAAUCUCUCCCAAUGCAAUCACUGCGUCGUCGCUGGCUUACCUACCUCGCCCUCUCGAAGCCGCAACUUUCCUUCCUCAUCGUGCUCACCACCGCCGCAACCUACGCCAUAUACCCGGUCCCCGCGCUCCUGGCACCCGCUGCCACUGCCACGCCCUCCCUCUCGACCCUCACACUUUUCUUCCUAACUACCGGUACCGCGCUCGCAUCCGCCUCCGCCAAUGCCUUCAAUAUGCUUUUUGAGCCGGCACACGAUGCCAAAAUGAGCAGGACGAGAAACCGGCCAUUGGUCCGCGGUCUGAUCAGCAAGCCUAGCGCGCUGCUUUUCGCAUUGGCGACAGGCGCUACUGGUGUCGCCUCGCUCUACUUCGGCGUCAACCCUACAACGGCUUUUCUCGGUGGUCUGAACAUCUUCAUCUAUGCGGGCUGCUACACACCAAUGAAGCGGGUUUCGGUCAUCAACACUUGGGUCGGGGCCAUCGUCGGCGGCAUUCCCCCGCUGAUGGGCUGGACGGCAGCCGCAGGCCAGUGCGCCAUCGGUGGCGGCACAUGGCAGGAACUGCUGCUUGGGCCGGAGUCACUUGGCGGUUGGCUUGUCGCAGCACUGCUGUUCGCGUGGCAAUUCCCGCACUUCAACGCGCUGAGCUGGACAAUUCGCGAGGAGUACAAGAACGCUGGUUACCGCAUGCUGGCGUGGACGAACCCGCGCAGAAACGGCCGCGUCGCCCUGCGCUACAGCUUCCUCAUGUUCCCUAUCUGCAUUGGCCUUGCCUACGUUGGCGUCACGGACUGGGGCUUUAUCGCAACGAGCUCCGCCAUCAAUGGCUGGAUGACGUAUCAGGCAGUGCGGUUUUGGAAAUAUGAAGGCACAAAAGGCACCGCUAGGGGUCUGUUCUGGGCGAGUGUUUGGCACCUGCCUAUCGUGCUGGUUUUGGCCAUGGCGCACAAGAAGGGAUUGUGGGAGAGGGUCUGGCGGGCAGUGACCGGCGGUGCCCCACUGGAGGAAGAAUACUGGGAAGAUGAUGAAGAGGAAGAUGAACAGGUGAUGAAGAGGCCUGCGCCUGAAGCUUCUAUGGCUAUCAUCACGAGGUGAUUUUGGAAAAAUAAAUGGCAGCUUUCAACCGAUGCGCUUUGUUCCAGGAAUUUGUCUGCGCGUCGUUUUCUUUUGCGCGUGUAUAUAUAUAGUAUUGCGCAUGCAUUCACGGC
This is a messenger RNA of Aplosporella prunicola CBS 121167, 1430 nucleotides long. RefSeq lists its product as uncharacterized. Gene Ontology annotation, cellular component: mitochondrial membrane; mitochondrion. Gene Ontology annotation, molecular function: protoheme IX farnesyltransferase activity. The coding region runs from base 25 to 1317 and encodes 430 amino acids. The transcript has a single exon. Gene Ontology annotation, biological process: heme biosynthetic process. The record is from RefSeq and is a predicted model, not a curated record. NCBI's taxonomy places the organism in Eukaryota, Fungi, Ascomycota, Dothideomycetes, Botryosphaeriales, Aplosporellaceae.